Molecule: messenger RNA, 1329 nt
Organism: Pseudovirgaria hyperparasitica
Lineage: Eukaryota; Fungi; Ascomycota; Dothideomycetes; Acrospermales; Acrospermaceae
Exons: 2
Coding region: 263-1111 (282 amino acids)
Source: RefSeq, a predicted model, not a curated record
CAUUCUCGCAAGACUUACCGGCGCUUCCAGUCAUCAUGUCUUACGGCCUGACUCACACAAUGUAUCUCAGCAUACAUAAAAGGACUAUGAUUCCUGAUCUCUUAACUCUUUCGCAGCUUGCACUAUUCAAGAGACCUGAGUGAACUUAUAGUUGACCCCGCUCCACCAACGCCACCAUCGUGCCUUUGACCCUCAUAGCAGAUCGUUGCUUCACCCGAUGACCACUGAUUGAUAGAACUAAUUGACACUCUAGCUAUCAACUAUGCAGCAUUUCACCUACCCCAAGGGCAAGGACAACAAAAUCGGCCGUCACCCAGAGCGGGGUCAUUACGAUGCUACGACUGUCCACUCCAUCGUCAACACCUCACCCGUUGCUCAUGUCUCAGUCAACCCUUCUCCAGAGUCCCCGUACCCUGUCACACUGCCGAUGAUUGUGCGCAUCGCACAAUACGAGAACGAUACCGAACCACACGCCUACAUUCAUGGCUACAUCUCAGCCCGCAUGUUCAAGCUGCCCAAGUCCCCUGAUACUCCCAAUGCUACUGAAGAAGGUGUACCUCUCAGCAUUGCGGCUACGAAAGUAGACGGCCUUGUCCUAGCCCUCACCCCGUUUAACCAUAGCUAUAACUACCGCAGUGCUAUCAUCUAUGGCCACGCGCGCCUUCUCGACCCUACGGUCUCUCCGGCCGAUGCUGCAGAGAAUCUCUGGGCUAUGCAGCUUGUGACAGACGGCAUUGUUCCGCAACGCUGGGACAAUUGUCGUUCACCCCCUGAUGCCGGCGAGAUCGCGAGCACGCGCAUACUGAAAGUUCGCAUCGACAGUGCGAGUGCAAAGAUCAGGGACACAGGAGUGAAGGACGACAAGAAGGAUCUGAAAAAUGAAGAGAACGUAGACAAAUACUGGACAGGGGUCAUUCCGCUGUGGGAGCACCUGGGAGAGCCAGUACCAGCGAAGACAAAUGGAGCCAAGGAGCUACCAGGUUACAUCAAAGAUUUCGUGAGCAAUUGGAACGAGAGAGUCGAGCAGGAGGCCAUGGUGAGUGCAGUACCGGAAGGCAUGGAGAUCAAGAAGAAGGAGGGAGGUGGGUGGCUUGCUGGGUGGUUGAAGUAGUGUACGCAGAUAUGCUAGAUUUACAGACCAAUGCCCGUUCAUGAAGAAAGCUCUGCUUUCUCGCUGAAUCAUGCGACCCCUGGUGCCUGGUACAUCGAGUCUACAAUUGAGAUGAUGAUAUCACCAGUACACGGCCGAUAGAAGUGUAGACGAAGCUAGCCAGAUGAGGCCAUUGAUUGACGGAGAAGGUCUGCUGUAUAGUGUAAUAUGACUUUCAG